GCUUCUGGUAAAAAUAAAACCAAAGAAAAUUUGGUUUUGAUUUAUUAUAUUUAAAUGUGAUAUAAAUGUCAGAUGCAAAUUAUCAGUAUUCUAUAUUAUUACCAUGUUUAACAUUAAAUCCAGUGAUAAUAUAUAUAUAACAUAAAAUUCAUUUUUUAAUUAUUUGCAUGAAGUUAGUUAACAGAGAUGUCUGUUAUUGAAUGACAGUAUUUUGUUGUUUGUUUUGUGAGAAAAGCUCAAUUUUAGAAAUAAUACUUUAUAUUGAUAAAAUAAUAUACAACACAAAUAAAUACUUGAUAGUUCAUAAAUUACAACAUAUCAAUGUGUUACAGUUUUAACACUUAAAACUUUAUUAGAAUCAGAUAAUAAAGUUACAUGGCAAAAGAUGUCAUUUCUGACAAAGCAUGAUGAACUACAGGUCAGUUUUUACGCACAACUAGCACGCGAUUCAUUAAAAACAGAUUCCGUUCUGCCUAGUUCUGUCAAGUUUCGUCAUAUCAAGUCAAUAUACGAUUCUUCUACUCAAAUUGUGAAUGAGCUUGGUACUACGGACGUAGCAGUUGGGGAUGCAACCGCAGAGAUUAUGGUGACAACACUUGGAAAAAUUCCAAACGAAAUGUAUUACUUGGAAGAUACAACACAUGGAAGAAUUGCGGCAAUUUACAAUACCGAAUCACACACAAUACUCGACAACAGUCACAUUACAACGACUACAAUUGAAGCUGUUAAAUCUGACGUUUACACAGAUCACUCCACGUUGCUUGUUAUUUUGUUAAUUGUGCUCCUAAUCAUAUUAAUGAUAUGCUGCAUCACGGCGUGCAUAAUUGCGAGAUCCAGAAGCAAAUAUCCUUCCUUCUUCACAAGAAGUGACAUCGAGUGCAGUCCGAGAUGUAGCGGUGUGAACCAGCCUUUGCUAAGCUUAGACAAAAAUUCAGAUACAACCACCAAGACCAGCAGUGGUUCCACAAACAAUUGAAGAGAUGUUUGACCGGAGUCGCCGUGGAAGCGGGUGUGGUGCCGAAAGCGAACGUGGGUGCGGGUGUCGAUGUAGACGUUCCGAAGCCGCUGCCGAA
Messenger RNA from Pseudomyrmex gracilis, 1073 nucleotides. RefSeq lists its product as uncharacterized. The record is from RefSeq and is a predicted model, not a curated record. The coding region runs from base 386 to 976 and encodes 196 amino acids. The transcript has 4 exons. Lineage: Eukaryota; Metazoa; Arthropoda; Insecta; Hymenoptera; Formicidae.